Brettanomyces bruxellensis is the source of this 1530-nucleotide messenger RNA. RefSeq lists its product as uncharacterized. Bases 1 to 1530 code for a protein of 509 amino acids. Gene Ontology annotation, biological process: regulation of GTPase activity. The transcript has a single exon. Lineage: Eukaryota; Fungi; Ascomycota; Pichiomycetes; Pichiales; Pichiaceae. The record is from RefSeq and is a predicted model, not a curated record.
AUGCUUUUGAACAUGGACAUUAGUAAGUUGGUGCAAUUCAUCUCGCCCUUAGUUGAUUCAUCACAUCUUGAGCCUUGGUCCAUCAUGAUGUUGGAUGUUUUCCAGACAUUACAUAAAGAACGUGAAUUUUUUGACACCCUCAUGAGACAAGAAUUAGCAUCUAUUGAUUCCAUAACUCGGACCCAUCGAAUAAGCGAGAGUAUUUCAUCCUCAACUGUUUCCGGCGCCGAUUCAAACGUUUCCGGUGUUUCCAAGACGCCAUCACGUGCUUUCAAUACAAUUUUCAGAGGCAAUUCGAUUCUUUCUAAAGCUUUGGAGAAGUAUGACAUUCGUGUUGGUCAAGAAUAUUUAGAGAAAAUGCUCGGGCCAUUUAUUCAAAAGGUUGUUUCUGAAAAUAAGAAUUGCGUUUGCGAUCCAAAGACUUGCCCAGAUGAUUAUGAGGAGAACUAUAAAAACCUUCUUGGAUAUGUGGAGAUAUUGUGGGAAAAAAUAUACACGACGUCAAAUGAUCUGCCUAGAGAAAUCAGAGAUGAAUGGAAGAACUUGAGGAGAAAUGUUGAAUUAUCAGUUGAUCCAAAUGAUUCGGAGACCCCACUUAAUGCUUUGACAGCGUUCAUAUUUCUUCGAUUUUUAUGUCCGGCAAUUAUGAAUCCGCAGUUGUUUAACCUUACUAGAGGAUAUCAUAAUGCGAAUAUUUCCAGAAGCUUGACUUUGAUUGCCAAAGUUCUUAUGGUGUUUGCUAACAGGUCAGAGUUCAAACCACACAAGGACCCAUCGCUAAUGAGGCUUAAUACAGAUUUCAUAGACAACCACAAGGAUGAAAUUGUCGCAUACUAUGAUCGUGUCACUGGUUGUAAGAUGGAUUUCAAUGAAAAGGUAUUAGAUCUCUCGAAUUCAAAGGAUAGAUUGAAGUUGAAUACAUCCGAGGAAAUUCUCAACGAGCUUCCAACCAUGCCUUACCUCAUAGAUAAGUAUCUGAAUCUGACAAAGUUAUGCCAGAUCUUGUAUAAUGAGGUGAAGGAAAAUGGCUCUGAGAGCAAGAGUACGGACACAAAUCCGCAGACCGAUAAUGACAGUGCCCUUCUUGGAGUUGAUGUCUCAGGACUUGGAACUGGUGAUUUCUUGAAGAAUCUUUUGGAUGAUAAUGACGAAGAGUUCAGCAAUAUUUUGUUUAAGCGAGACUUUUCCAUGAAAGAACUUACAGAUCAAGCUGUGCACAUAAUGGAGAAAGUUCAAAGCCUUGAACGUGUGUUAAAGAGGGCAGAGACACCUGAAGCAUUUGACGAAAAGAACUGGAGGAUGUUUAUUUCAUCCAUUAUAAGGUCUGUUCGACUGACCGAAGAUGAUGUUAUUCUGAAUGAUCAAUUUGUUCUGCACAACCCCGAUUUGUCAAUGGAAGAGGACCAUCAGUUGAUUGGGCUGCUUACUUCACUUUCCAAGGUCACUCCACAGACUGAAGACGAGAUACAGAAUCAUCAUCAUCACGGUAAGGGAAACAUUUUCAGAAAGUGGUUCAAACAUAGAAGUUAA